AGCGUCUGUUGUCAUGACAACGUGUUGCCUUACUCACAAACAGUGCUGCACGGGGAAACAGCAUUGUUGCUUUUAGUGAUUUUAUUUUGCGAAUUACAGCAACAUAAAUCAUGCCUCCUAAAAAAAAGAAAGCCCCAAAGGCUGCGAAGGAAAAGAGCAGAAAAGUGGUAGAUGCACUUCCCACUGAGGAGAUGUCCAAGGAGCAGCUGGAAGAACACAUUGCGCGCCUGCGUGAGGAACUGGACCGGGAGCGCGAAGAGCGCAAUUACUUCCAGCUGGAGCGAGAUAAGAUACACACCUUUUGGGAGAUCUCCAAAAAACAACUAGAAGAGAAGAAAGCUGACUUGAGGAACAGAGACCGAGAGAUGGAAGAAGCUGAAGAGAACCAUCAAACUGAAAUCAGGGUGUACAAGCAGAAGGUCAAACACUUGCUGUAUGAACAGCAAAACAGCAUCACUGAACUUAAGUCAGAGGGAGUGGUUGCCAUUAAACUCCUGGAGAAGGAGCAGGCAGACCAGGAGAACGAGCUGCGGAAAGGAUUGCGCAGCCUGAAAAUUGAUCUGAGGGAAAAAGAGCUCUCCAAUGAGAACCACAUCAAAAACUUGAAACUGAGCCACGAUGAGCAAAUCACCAAGCUGAGAAGUGAAUUUGAGGAAAGAUUACGAGAAAUCGAGGCUGCGUAUGAGAAGAAAAUGCAAACACAGCGACAGGAACAAGACCUGAGGCGCAAGACCGAAAUCCAUGAGCUCGAGCAAAGGAAAAGCAUCCACGUUAACACAAUGAUCAAGAACCACGAGAAAGCGUUCAGUGAUAUCAAGAACUAUUACAGUGAUGUCACUCUCGGGAACAUGAACCAAAUCAACAUGCUGAAGGAUCAACUGGCUGACAUGAAGAAGAGGGAGGAGAGGUUGGAGAACGAGAUGGCCACAGUGGUGCACCAGAACAAGCUUUUGAAGGAGCCGCUACAGAAAGCCAGUCAGGAAGUGUCUGAGCUGCAGAAACAGCUCACCAACUAUAAGAAGGACAAAAACUUACUGGCGGGGUUGAAAGCACGUCUCAAAGUAGUAGAACAAGAGCAGAAAGACCUGAAAUGGGAGCAUGAAGUCUUGGAGCAGAGAUUCAGUAAGGUGCAGCAGGAGCGUGAUGAACUAUACCAGAAGUUCACCAAGGCUGUUCUGGAGGUCCAGCAGAGAAGCGGAUUUAAGAACUUGCUUCUGGAGAGGAAACUGGACGCUCUUACAGAAGUCCUGGAGAAGAAAGAGGCACAGCUUAACGAGGUCCUUGCUGCUUCUAAUUUAGAGCCCAGUGCUCUGAAUGUGCUGACUCGCAAACUGGAGGACGUUUUGGACUCGAAAAAUGUUGCCAUUAAAGAUCUUCAGUAUGAACUGGCUCGUAUGUGUAAGGCGCAUAACGACCUGCUGAGGACAUACAAGGUGAAACUGCAGGCUUUUGGCAUCCCAGUAGAGGAACUUGGGUUUAAACCACUGGAAAGCAACUUGAUGAAACAGAGCCUUGGUCAAGGACCAGCCGGCCUGGUGUCUUCCCCUCUCUAACCUCACUUCUUCAACAUGGACCUUCCCUUCAUCAUAUACAGCCCUGAAACUCUGAACCCGAACCUGGAACUAAUAUUCUUCCUCCGGCAGAAAAUUACUGCUAACUCUCAGUCACUUCCUUUAUUAUAUAAGAACAUUUUAAACAGUUUCAGUAAAACGUUUGGAGGACGAGA
This is a messenger RNA of Silurus meridionalis, 1726 nucleotides long. RefSeq names its product growth arrest-specific 8 (gene drc4). NCBI's taxonomy places the organism in Eukaryota, Metazoa, Chordata, Actinopteri, Siluriformes, Siluridae. The record is from RefSeq and is a predicted model, not a curated record. Gene Ontology annotation, biological process: flagellated sperm motility. Gene Ontology annotation, cellular component: Golgi apparatus; microtubule; motile cilium. Gene Ontology annotation, molecular function: small GTPase binding; microtubule binding. The coding region runs from base 111 to 1553 and encodes 480 amino acids. The transcript is spliced from 11 exons.